Molecule: messenger RNA, 1126 nt
Organism: Sabethes cyaneus
Lineage: Eukaryota; Metazoa; Arthropoda; Insecta; Diptera; Culicidae
Product: probable transcriptional regulatory protein TTE1135
Exons: 4
Coding region: 146-976 (276 amino acids)
Cellular component (GO): mitochondrion
Source: RefSeq, a predicted model, not a curated record
AAUUUCUUGAACUGACUAUACAACCACAUUGGUUGUUACAGAGCUCGUGCCGUAUUCGGAAUUUGGUUAUAACUAAUAUUUAUAAUCAUUUAAAUAUUCCGAACAUUCAAUAAUCUUAGCAAAAUAGAGCUAUAAAUUGUUAGGUAUGUUGCACUUGUUGAGGAUAUCGUUGUGCACAGCUGGAUCCCAACUUCGGGCACCGAUUGUUAGAUUACGGAAUAUUCACGUUAGUUCAAUUACUGAAGCGGGCCAUUCCAAAUGGCAAAAUAUACGACAUAUCAAAGCCCUUAACGAUGGUCGAAAGUCGGUUUUGUUCAUUAAACUCGCACGCCAGAUUCGUUUAGCUAUCCAGGCCGGAGGUCCCAAUCCGGCAGUAAAUUCAACCUUACGUGCCGCAAUUGAUGAAGCCUUGAAGAAAAACAUGCCCAAUUCGACGGUUCAAGGAAUUUUGAAAAAAUCUGCACAAAACGCUUCCCAGCUUAAAAAAUAUACUUUAGAAAUCAAAGUACUGGAUCAAAUAAAUAUGAUCUGUGUUCUAUACACAGAUCGGUUUACGCAAACAAAAAUGGAAAUGGCCACCAUCCUCAAAAAGAAUUGUUCUACAUUCUCAGAUGUUAAGCACCAUUUCGAUGAAAGGGGAUACCUCGAGGCCAUUCCGCCUGCUAAUAUUUCUAGUGAUAAUCUAUUGUCAUGUUGCACGGACCAUGCAAUUGAUGCAGGCGCCGAAGAUGUUGAAAUUAUGAGUGAUGAAAGCAGGCUAGUGCGGUUUCUCUGUGAUCCACUUGAUAUUGAAAAAGUGAAAACUCAGCUCGGAAAGCUAGGAUACUCCAUCGAGCACAGCGAGCAUGCGUUUUUUCCAAAAAGUACCACAAAACUAAAUCCAGACGCUACGGUGGUUUAUGAAAAACUACGAGAAAAGCUGAAAACAGUGGAUGGUGUCGAAGACAUCUACGAUAGUUUCGAAAUGGUUUAUUAAUGGUGAAGUAAAACCGAUGGAUUAAGUAAAAUUUAUGUAACUUUUAUUGGUUAUAAGACAAUAAUCGAACAAAACAGCAGUUUUAUCAGAGAAAGAAAAUUAUUAAAAAAAUGGGCUCAAGUGUUUGAAGGCAGACUAAUUUUUGUGACU